This is a messenger RNA of Onychostoma macrolepis, 4854 nucleotides long. RefSeq names its product beta-1,3-galactosyl-O-glycosyl-glycoprotein beta-1,6-N-acetylglucosaminyltransferase 3-like. Gene Ontology annotation, cellular component: membrane. The transcript has a single exon. Bases 3311 to 4609 code for a protein of 432 amino acids. Gene Ontology annotation, molecular function: acetylglucosaminyltransferase activity. NCBI's taxonomy places the organism in Eukaryota, Metazoa, Chordata, Actinopteri, Cypriniformes, Cyprinidae. The record is from RefSeq and is a predicted model, not a curated record.
UGGAGUUGGACUGUUUGAGGUUGUGGACAGGUGUCUUUUAUACUGAUAACGAGUUCAAACAGAUGCCAUUAAUACAGGUAACGAGUGGAGGACAGAGGAGCCUCUUAAAGAAGAAGUUACAGGUCUGUGAGAGCCAGAAAUCUUGCUUGUUUGUAGGUGACCAAAUACUUAUUUUACCGAGGAAUUUACCAAUUAAUUCUUUAAAAAUCCUACAAUGUGAUUUUCUGGAUUUUUUUUCUCAUUUUGUCUCUCAUAGUUGAGGUAUACCUAUGAUGAAAAUUACAGGCCUCUCUCAUCUUUUUAAGUGGGAGAACUUGCACAAUUGGUGGCUGACUAAAUACUUUUUUGCCCCACUGUAUGUGUCCCUGGACCACAAAACCAGUCAUAUGUCACACAGGUAGCAAAUAGUGAGUUCCUCAAAUGUGAAUUAGGCCUAUUUGUAAAUUGACUGUUAAGAUAAAACAUUUUGCACAGUUUGCUAUCUGUGACACCAUUAUAGCCACUGGAUGCCUGUAUAUAGCUGUAUGUAACAAUCCCUAGUUGCUAAGAAAUUGUCAUCACACAUAAAUUAAUUUUAUUACAUUUGGAUUUGGAUACAUGUUUAGAUAUUAUCAAUGGCUGCUUUUUGACUUUAUCUGUUUUUUGUUUUUUUUUUGUUCAAUUGAUUUGUUGUGUCAGUUAUUGCAUUAUUAUUUCAGUCAAACCUAUAAAAUCUUUUGUUACCCCAAAUAGGCCUAUAAAAACCUGAUCAGUGACAUAAAAGUAAUCAGAAUGCAGCUAGUAGUUCUUUUAUUACUCAUUGAUGUGUGAACUUCACCUUUAAAUAACGUGACGCUCUGCCCUCUAUAUGUAUGACGCUUCUCCUUUUAAGCGCUGAUGGAAGCGAAUUAUUAUUAUAAUUUUUUUUUUUUUUGGAAGCGAAUUAAUUGAUUCAGCAUUUUGACACUUCCGUCAGGACGCGUUAAAUUUGACAAAGCGGUUUAAUAAAGUAUGUAUUGAUUUGAAAAACAGCAAUACGUACGUACCAAUAUCUACGUAAUAAAUACGUGCCAGGGUUCACAUAUUGAACCUGUGUUUUAGCGCCACUCAGUGAACAUUUAUAUUUGAAACUGCGGCGAAACGUGCAGCAAGGUACGUAAAACGGUGUCGCACAAAAAGUGCGCAGAGGUACGUACCUUAUUACAGAGUUUGGUGCCCUUUCCGGAUACACAGUUAACUUGCAGAAAACUGAAUUUAUGCCAUUAUAUGUCGACUGAGGUUUUAUUAAUAGUCUCCCUUUUAAAACUGUAAGUGGAUUAAAAUAUCUUGGUAUCAUUGUCCAUUAUAAAAGUUUGUACGAAACAAACUACAAAGUCAUGAUAGAUAAACUGAAGAAAAAUAUAGAGACUUGGCGAGUACUCCCUUGAACAGUGAUUGGUCUUGUUCAAAAUGGUUACUUUACCUAGAUUUCUUUAUUUGUUUCAAAACGUUCCUAUCUUUUUAACCCAGUCAUUCUUUAAAACUCUUGAUACUGUGAUCAUGUCGUUUAUCUGGGGAUAUAGAGCUCAUCAUAUAGCCUAUCUAAAGCGCAUAUUUGUAAAACAAAAGAGGUAGGAGGCCUAGGUCUUCCCUGUUUUCAGCAUUACUACUGGGGCACUAAUGUAUUGGUGGAUUGCAUGCCCCGGGAAAUCGAACGAGCUUGGCUGGAUAUUGAGCGGGAUAUACAGGAAUCCUCCCUCCCUGCUUUACUUUUUGCAGAAAACAAACCUAUCAGAACAUUUUAGAAAUGUAACCAUAUUGUUGUAAAUUCUCUUAAGAUUUGGUAUCAGCUCAGGAAAAUCUUUAAACUCCCUCAAAGUCGGAUAGAACUUUUUUAUCAUGGAAAGAAAAAGGAGUUCUGAGAUUUAUAUAUAGACAAUGUAUUUGCUGCUUUUGCUCAGCUUAGACAAACAUUUGGGCUACCUUCCUCUCAUUGUUUCAGAUAUUUACAAGUACGGAAUUAUGUUAAAAGCAAUAUCUCUAAUUUUGAAGUUUACAAGUCCCCUGAAUAUCUUUAUUUAUUUAUGAUCUCUGAACUCGACGGGUCUUGUUUCUAAAUAUGUUGAAUAUUUUAAUGAUUCUAGAACUCCUUCUACUCAAGGACUUGGGGAUAGAUAUUUCAGAAGAUAACUGGACUAAUGCCCUCCAAGGUAUUAGGUCUUGUUCCGUCAACUCUAAUUUGCAGUUGAUUCAGUAUAAAGUUGUCCAUAGAUUGCACUACUCUCGUACCAAAUUACAUUCCAUAUAUCCCUCUGUGUCAUCUUUGUGUCUUAAAUGCAAGUCUGAUGAGGGUACAUUGGCUCAUUUUGUGUACAUUUUGGACAGAAGUUUUUUUCUUUCUACUCAAAGGUACUUGAGAUUGAUUUUCCUCUUAUGACCCUCUUAUUGCAAUAUUAGGCUGGGCCCCCUUCUUAGAGAAGUAAAUAGUUUAAAUCAGAUCCAAACAGUUCAAUAUGGCAUGACCUUAGCAAAAAAGACAAUUUUGUUGAUGUGGAACAAAGAGUUUGCACCUAAAUUUUAAACAUGGCUCACAGAGCUCAGUAAUGUGUUACAUAUGGAAAAAAAAAAUGAUUUGAGAUUGCGGGUAAACCAAAGAGAUUCAUACAGAUUUGGAAAUCCUUCUUUGAAUAUUUGGAAGGUGUCCAAUGAUAACUGAAUUUAACCUUUUUCUUUAAGUGGGGUGGUUAAUUUGACAAAAUAGCAGUGUGUAACAAUUAUAUAUUUCCACAAUUGGGUAUUUAUUGAUAUAAGAUGUUCCUUGUUUUUUUUUCAAAUGACUAUGUGUAUAUGUAGAGACGGCUGUAGGCUAUGUGCUUUUGUAUAGGUACACGAGUAUGAUGGCUGUAUGUCUAUGGAGGUGUAUAUAUAUAUAUUAUAUGUAGGUGUAUGCAUAUCUGCAUCAGUACAUUGAUUACAAUGUCAUUACAAUUUUUAAUUAAAUUUUCUUUAUUAAUUUUUUCCCCCUUUGAUUUGCUGGCAUGGGGGUUGGGGGAUUGUUCUCUGAAAUGUGAAAAGCUUAAAAUAAAACAAAAAUAAUAAUAAAAUACUUGUAAAAAUGUUACAGUUUUUGUAGCCAUAAAUGUGUGUCUGUGCAGAAAUUGACCUCAUUUUGUUUUCGCUUCUAUAGCCCAGGGAAUUACCUUCCAUUAUCCCCACAGAAAUUAAUCCUUGGUAACCAGGGUUUUCUCCAUGGGUGAGCGGUCCCUACCUUGCCUACUGUAUACACCUGCUUUUGAUAGUUACAUCUGAUACGGUGGCAGUAGUUUCUUGCAGGUCGGGUUUCAAACUGAAAAUGGGAUUUAAUAAACCUAGGAUUCUGAAAACAAUUCCUAUUCUUUCCUUUGGUACAACGCUGUCCAUCAUCCUACUGAUCUAUCCAAGGAAGAACUGCCCUUCUAAGGGGAAACUGGAAUUGAAUCACUUACUAAAGCAGAAUGUUGGAGAACUACAGGCUUGUUCUGCUAUUAUCCAAGCAGACAUGGAUGGAGUGGACAAAGAUGUUUUCAGGAAGCUCCUGGCUUCUAAAAAAAGAAAACUCCUGCUAUCAGAGUCAUUCUACCUCAACGCAACCAAGGAUUGUCCAUCCUACAUCCGAGACAGAGGAUUUCUAACCAUUUCUCUCAGUAAAGAAGAAAAAGAUUUCCCCAUUGCUUACUCCAUGGUGGUCCAUGAGAAGAUCGAGAUGUUUGAAAGGCUCCUGCGAGCCAUUUACACUCCUCACAAUGUGUACUGUGUUCACAUGGACCAGAAGUCUCCUGAGAUCUUUAAAGAAGCAGUAAGGUCCAUUACGUCCUGCCUGACCAAUGUGUUUGUUGCCAGCAAACUGGAGCAUGUGAUCUACGCCUCCUGGUCUCGAGUUCAAGCGGACAUCAACUGCAUGCAGGAUCUGCUCAAGUCACCUGUCCAGUGGAAGUAUCUGCUCAACACCUGUGGCACUGAUUUCCCCAUUAAAACCAAUGCAGAAAUGGUCCAGUCUCUAAAAUACCUGAAUGGAAAGAACAGUUUGGAGUCUGAGACCGUACAGUCCAAAAACGGCCGCUGGCAAUAUCAUCAUGAUGUUACGAACGUUGUGACUCGGACAGAUGUUAAAAAGUCACCUCCACCAAUAAAGACCCCCAUGUUCUCAGGAAAUGCUUACUUUGUGGUUUCAAGAGAGUUUGUGGAGCACAUCUUCAAAAGUAAAGAGAUUCAAAACUUCAUGGAAUGGGAGAAAGACACGUACAGUCCAGAUGAGCACAUGUGGGCUACAUUACAGCGGAUGCCUUCAGUUCCAGGAUCCAAUCCUCCAAACAUCAAGUAUGAACAAUCGGACAUGAAUGCAAUUGCUCGUCUGGUGAAGUGGAGCUACCAUGAAGGAGAACUGAAGAAUGGGGCUCCCUACACACCAUGCACUGGUUUGCACAGACGGGCAGUGUGUGUCUAUGGAGCUGGGGACUUGAAAUGGAUUGUGAGGCAACACCAUCUUUUGGCAAACAAGUUUGACCCAGAAGUAGACGAUGUAGCAAUCAAAUGCAUGGAAGCCUUUUUAAGGUACAAAGCUAUUUAUGGUCGAUCAUUACUAACAGUUCAAAAUUCUGACGUUAUUUUAUGAUACUAGUAGUGAUGUAUUCUAUAACGGUCUAUGCAUUUUUCUAAAAAUUGUCAGUGUGAAUGUCUUAUUUAUUUGGAUAGAAAUUCUGCCAUUAUUGUUUAGUUUUUAUACUGGCAUACUUAUUGAUAAGACGACAUAAAUGGAUAAAUACAACUAAAAUAUAUAUAUAUAAAUAUAUGUAAAUGUAUACUUAAAACUUCCCUUUGUUUUACAUUUUAUUUUUUUGUAAAAGAAACAUGUGGAAU